CUUCGUCUCGAUACACACCACACAUACCGCCGACCUUUCCCCCUCUCUUUCCUUCGCCCCUCUCUGUUGAUAUCUCUUUCUUUCAUUAUAAUAGGUACCCAAAAAAGUGAACUCGACUUGUUGCCAAUCGUCAUCAGGGGACCUUACCGCCCUAAGCUCACCGCAACAAUGAGCAGUUCUCCCCUUCGCAACCACCCCAGCGCCGCUAACAGGGGACCAUCGGCGAGGUCAAGUCGCAAACGGUCCCGUACGACUGGCCCCGAUGGCUCCUCCGUCGCCACCCCGUCAAGUCCCAUGGCUUCCUCGCCGCCGGCCUUCGACAUGGCACACGGUGUUGACGACGAGGACGACAUUGAAGAGGAGGCCGAGAUUCAGGACGACUUGGAUGACGUGGACGAAAUGGCCGAGGACGACGUGGACCUCUUCCGCGAAGGGUUCGAACAAGAUUACCGCGACAAAGAAGACGACACGUAUGAAGCGAUAGGCCUCGACGACGGAGGCGAUUACGAUCAGAUGGACCUCGGGGCCCGCCGGCGACUCGAAGCCCAGUUAGCCCGCAGGGAUCGUGAGGUGGCCCGCCGGCAACGGAUCCCCGCGGCUUUCCUUCCCGGCGAGGACGACGACGCCGACAUCGACCUCACGGCCCAGCCCCGUCGACGCCGCCAUGCGUACGACGAGGACCCGGACGAGGAUAUGGAUGCCGACAUCAUGGACGAGGAGCUCUCCUUGGAAGCCCUCCAAGACGUCAAGGCGGCCACCCUGACCGAAUGGGUCUCGCAGCCCUUCGUGCAACGCACCAUCAAGAGGGAGUUCAAGGCCUUCCUGACCGAAUACAUCGACGAAAGCGGGUCCUCCGUCUACGGCAACCGGAUUCGCACCCUUGGCGAGAUCAACGCCGAGACGCUCGAGGUGUCGUACGAUCACCUGUCAUCGUCCAAGGCCAUUCUCGCCUAUUUCCUCGCCAACGCCCCCGCCGAGAUGCUCAAGCUCUUCGACGAGGUGGCCAUGGAUGUCGUCCUUCUCCACUACCCCGACUACGAGCGCAUCCACUCCGAGAUUCACGUCCGCAUCUUCGACCUGCCCGUUCACUAUACCCUGAGACAGCUGCGCCAGUCCCAUCUCAACUGUCUGGUCCGCGUCAGCGGCGUGGUCACGCGCCGUACCGGCGUGUUUCCGCAGCUCAAAUACGUCAAGUUUGACUGCACCAAGUGCGGGGUGACGCUGGGUCCCUUCCAGCAAGAGUCCAACGUCGAGGUGAAGAUCACGUACUGCCAGAACUGCCAGUCGCGGGGUCCCUUCACUCUCAACUCGGAGAAGACGGUGUACCGGAACUACCAAAAGCUCACGCUCCAGGAAUCGCCCGGCACGGUCCCGGCGGGCCGUCUCCCCCGGCACCGGGACGUGAUUCUGCUUUGGGACCUUAUCGACAAGGCCAAGCCCGGCGAGGAGAUCGAGGUGACGGGCAUCUACAGGAACAGCUACGACGCGCAGCUCAACAACCGCAACGGCUUCCCCGUGUUCGCCACCGUUCUCGAGGCGAACAACGUGGUCAAGUCGCACGAUCAGCUUGCCGGCUUCCGCCUGACCGAAGAAGACGAGCAGGCCAUCCGGAAGUUGUCUCGUGACCCGGCCAUCGUCGACAAGAUUAUCAACUCGAUCGCGCCGAGCAUCUACGGCCAUGCGGAUGUCAAGACGGCCGUCGCCCUGUCCCUGUUUGGCGGUGUCGCCAAGGUGGGCAAGGGCGGGCAUCACGUCCGCGGGGACAUCAACGUCCUCCUGCUCGGCGACCCGGGUACGGCAAAGUCCCAGGUGCUCAAGUACGUGGAGAAGACGGCGCAUCGUGCCGUGUUCGCGACGGGCCAGGGGGCCAGCGCCGUCGGCCUGACGGCCAGCGUCCGCCGCGACCCGUUGACGAGCGAGUGGACGCUGGAGGGCGGCGCGCUCGUGCUCGCGGACAAGGGCACCUGCCUGAUCGACGAGUUCGACAAGAUGAACGACCAGGACCGGACGUCGAUCCACGAGGCCAUGGAGCAGCAGACCAUUUCCAUCUCCAAGGCGGGCAUCGUGACGACGCUGCAGGCGCGCUGCGGCAUCAUCGCGGCGGCCAACCCCCAAGGCGGGCGUUACAACUCGACGAUCCCGUUUUCGCACAACGUGCAGCUGACGGAGCCCAUCCUGUCGCGUUUCGACAUUUUGUGCGUGGUCCGCGACACGGUCGAGCCGGCGGAAGACGAGCGGCUGGCGCGCUUCAUCGUGGGUUCGCAUAGCCGGAGCCACCCGCUGUCGCAGGCGGCGCAGGCGGCGACGCAAGGAUCGUCGAUGGACGUGGAACACGACUCGGAGCAGCAGCAGCAGCAGGACACGCAAGCCGAGGGCGGGAAGAAAGAGGACGAGAUCCCGCAGGAGCUUCUACGAAAGUACAUAUUGUAUGCGCGCGAACGUGUGUCGCCCAAGCUCUAUCACAUGGACGAGGACAAGGUGGCGCGACUGUUUUCCGACAUGAGACGGGAGUCGCUGGCGACGGGAGCGUAUCCCAUUACGGUUCGUCAUCUGGAAGCCGUCAUCCGCAUCAGCGAGGCAUUCUGCCGGAUGCGUCUCUCGGAGUACUGCUCGUCGCAAGACAUGGACCGCGCCAUCGCGGUGACGGUAGAAAGCUUUGUCGCCAGCCAGAAGCUCAGCUGCAAGAAGGCCUUGGCGCGGGCGUUUGCCAAGUAUACGCUGGGAAGGCCACGGCCGGGCGCGAGCGGUGGCAGCGGCAGUGGCAGUGGCAGCGGCGGUGGCAGCGGCGGUGACAACUCCCAGCGCAGGGCGGGACGGCCAUCGAGGCGAGUAGGGUCUGUCGCUGCCUGACCCAGACAAGCGAACUGUAUAUAAUGGAAAGCUUGUUUGUUGGGGAGGUCUGACGAGGGAUGGCUGGAAGGGAUACCUAGGAACGACGCCUAUGAGUGAGUUUGUGUUGCAUUUUAUGACGGUUGCUUCUGUGCUGGUUGGGAAGAAAAUGAUCAGGCAAUGGUAAUUGAUAAUUCUGGGUUCAUAUAUUAAACUGUUCUUAUUUCCGAGUUGUAUGGGAUUAUAUUCUGGUUGGGGGGUUCUGAUCUCCAUCUCCGUAAUAGUGUGAGGUAGAGAGAAAGAGUCGGGGUCGUCUCUUUGCAUCAACCGAGUUCUGUUGGACAGUUCGGGUUUGUACGGAAUACGGAGUAACUACACUGUACGGAUAUUUAGUACUAAUCAGUUAGUAAUCAUUUGCCCCGAG
This is a messenger RNA of Sodiomyces alkalinus F11, 3253 nucleotides long. Its product is annotated as MCM-domain-containing protein. Bases 322 to 2850 code for a protein of 842 amino acids. The record is from RefSeq and is a predicted model, not a curated record. Gene Ontology annotation, molecular function: single-stranded DNA helicase activity; ATP binding; 3'-5' DNA helicase activity. Gene Ontology annotation, biological process: double-strand break repair via break-induced replication; mitotic DNA replication initiation; DNA replication. The transcript is spliced from 3 exons. NCBI's taxonomy places the organism in Eukaryota, Fungi, Ascomycota, Sordariomycetes, Glomerellales, Plectosphaerellaceae. Gene Ontology annotation, cellular component: MCM complex; nucleus.